UGUCAAGGUUAAUAAUGAUAGAUUACUAAGCAAAAUCCGUAGAGUAAGCUUUCUGAUUGGUCAGUUGUUUAGCCAUCAAAUGAUACACGCCUUUUAUACAUACAACGGUUAUCUUUAUGUCGUUGAAGUGUGGAAGCGUCAAAAAUUGAACGAAUUCAAUAUAUAUAUGUGUGUGUAUUCAUUGUUGUUCAUUGUCUUGACGGUUCUGGCGAAUAAAGUGUAAAACAAAUUCAUUCGUUUGAAAAAAAAUUUGAUAGCUCUAUUGUUAGACAAAAUGUGUUCUAAAGAAGAUCAUAUUAAUGAUGAAAAUGUGGAAAAUGAUGUUUAUGAUGCAUUCGGAUGCGCAAGUUUUUAUCCUAACAGGAAGAACAAUGCUCAGGUUGCUCGACCCUUUCAAAUAUCACCUACUGAACGAUAUGCUUCACAUUAUAAAAUGGAUCAUCCUAAACGCGGCAUAGCAAUUAUAUUUAAUCAUGAACUUUUUUCUAUCAGUCAUCUGAAAAUAAGAAACGGAACAAAUACGGAUUGCGAAAAUCUCAAGGAAACAUUAGAAUCACUUGGAUUUACAGUUCAAAUUUAUGAAAAUUAUACUUCUAAACAAUUAGGAAUUGUUUUGCAAGAAGUUGCCGAUUUAGAUCAUUCUACUCAUGACUGUUUAAUAGUUUCUGUAUUAAGCCAUGGAGAAUUAGGGAUGCUUUAUGCAUAUGAUACUUCUUACAAAGCUGAUAAUAUUUGGUCUUACUUCACAUCAGAUAAAUGUCCUACUCUUGCUGGAAAACCAAAAUUAUUUUUCAUACAAGCCUGUCAAGGUGAUAAAUUAGAUUCUGGUUUUAGUUUAAAUGAACGUACAGAAACAGAUACUGCACAUUCUAGUACAUUUCGCAUACCAAUUCAUGCGGACUUUCUUAUCGCUUAUUCAACUAUACCAGGUUAUUAUUCAUGGAGAAAUACGACACGUGGAUCAUGGUUUAUACAAGCAUUAUGUAUGGAAUUAAAAGAAUUUGGAAUGCGAUAUGAUUUGUUAACUCUACUUACUUUUGUCUGUCAACGAGUUGCAAUAGAUUAUGAAUCUAAUACUCCUGAUAAUAUUUCCAUGCAUCAACAAAAACAAAUUCCAUGCAUAACUUCAAUGCUAACUCGUCUAGUAAAAUUCACAGCUCCUACCAAUGGUGUUUAGUUUAAUAUUAUAAGAUUCACAUUAUGUACCUAUAUAAGUAAUACAUUUUAUCUUAUUGUAAUACAUAUAUUUCGUAUAUAUGUUCUUUAUAUUUAGAUAACAUGUAUUACUAUUUUUCUAUGUGCAUUACUGCCAUUACUUGCUGCAUUUAUAUUACAUAUUUAGACGAAUUAUGAUAUACACAUUUAUGAUAUACUAGAUAUAAGGAGAAGUACAAAUUUCUCUGCUUUUACACAUUAGUGAAAUUAUAACUAAAAUUUUUAAUUUUUGUUCUUUCUUCUUCUUUUUUUUUUUUUUUUUUUUUUUUACAUUUUGUAUACUUGCAGGCAUCAUGAUUAUCUUCAAAAAAAUGUUUUUCAUUUGUGAGGUACUGCCAUAAAGUAUAUCUAUGUAAUAGUCUGAUUACCAUUUAGUUUUAAUAUAUAUUUAUUAAGUUUUAUUGCAAUAAUCUUACCAGAUUAUUUAUACUAUUUUUACAUUUGCAAUAUAUAUUUGUACACAUUACAUAAAUUGAUAAAUAUUUACAACGAAAAGUGCAUUUAUGAUUAAAAAAAAAAAAAAAAAGAAAAAAAAAAGAGUUCCAUUGUUUACCAUUAUACGAAUUGUGAUAGAACAUGUGUUAACCAUAUAAAUCUAUUAUUAUAACAAUUCUAUGAAAAUAACUUUACCAAACACAAAUAAAUAUAUUUUAUAAGAUAGCAUCAUCACACACACAUAUACUGUGAUUUUUUAAUAAUUGAGUGUACUUAUAUUCGAUACACUUGUCGUACCUUUAUAAAAUUUAUAUAACUUUGUAAUAUUCAAUAAAAAUGUAAAAUGAAAAAAGUUCUUUUUUUUUUGC
Molecule: messenger RNA, 2018 nt
Organism: Vespa velutina
Lineage: Eukaryota; Metazoa; Arthropoda; Insecta; Hymenoptera; Vespidae
Product: caspase-1-like
Exons: 4
Coding region: 275-1177 (300 amino acids)
Biological process (GO): proteolysis; apoptotic process
Cellular component (GO): cytoplasm
Source: RefSeq, a predicted model, not a curated record